CGGGCUGCAUACAAUAGCCAGGCUGCGACGGGGGCCGAAGGUACGGCCGCGCGGUGGGCUCCCCGCACCGCUGCCCGACCCCAUCCCGCCCCGCCCGUAGGCUGCACGGGGUCUCCUCAGCCAUAGCCAGCUCCCCGCAGUCGCAUCUCUCCACCUAGAGCCCGCGCUCUCCCCAGUCUCCCCCUCAGCGAGUGCACCCCGCCCCCUCUCCAUCCCGGCGCGCCCCCCCCGCUCCCCGCGGCCCGCAGCGGCGUGAGGGACCCGGAGAACGCGGGGCGGCCGCCCGCGCACCCCGCCGCAUUCUCCCCGGGCUCGGCGGCCGCCGCCAGGAGGAGGAGGAGGAGCAGAGCAAGUGCAGAAGUAGCUGCUGCUGCUGCUGCUGGUGACAAUGUCAAAUAACGGCCUAGACAUCCAGGACAAACCCCCAGCCCCUCCCAUGAGAAACACCAGCACAAUGAUCGGAGCAGGCAGCAAAGACCCUGGGACCCUUAACCACGGCUCCAAACCUCUGCCCCCGAACCCGGAGGAGAAGAAAAAGAAGGACCGAUUUUACCGAUCCAUCUUACCUGGAGACAAAACAAAUAAAAAGAAGGAGAAGGAGCGGCCAGAGAUUUCCCUUCCUUCAGAUUUUGAGCAUACAAUUCAUGUUGGCUUUGAUGCUGUCACAGGGGAGUUCACGGGGAUGCCAGAACAGUGGGCCCGCUUGCUUCAAACAUCAAAUAUCACAAAGUCAGAGCAGAAGAAAAACCCACAGGCUGUUCUCGAUGUGUUGGAAUUCUAUAACUCUAAGAAGACUUCCAAUAGUCAGAAGUACAUGAGUUUUACAGACAAGUCAGCUGAAGAUUAUAAUUCCUCGAACACUUUGAAUGUGAAGACUGUGUCUGAGACCCCUGCGGUGCCGCCGGUGUCGGAAGAUGAAGAUGAUGAUGAUGAUGCUACCCCACCUCCAGUGAUCGCUCCUCGCCCAGAACACACAAAAUCUGUAUAUACACGAUCCGUGAUCGAACCACUUCCUGUUACUCCAACUCGGGAUGUGGCUACGUCCCCCAUUUCACCUACUGAGAAUAACACUGCUCCGCCAGAUGCUUUGACCCGGAAUACUGAGAAGCAGAAGAAGAAGCCUAAAAUGUCCGACGAGGAGAUCUUGGAGAAACUACGGAGCAUAGUGAGUGUGGGCGAUCCUAAGAAGAAGUACACGCGGUUUGAGAAGAUUGGACAAGGUGCUUCGGGCACGGUGUACACUGCGAUGGAUGUAGCCACAGGACAGGAGGUGGCCAUCAAACAGAUGAAUCUUCAGCAGCAGCCGAAGAAAGAGCUGAUUAUCAAUGAGAUCCUGGUCAUGAGGGAAAACAAAAACCCAAAUAUUGUGAACUACCUGGACAGUUACCUUGUGGGCGAUGAGCUGUGGGUUGUCAUGGAGUACCUGGCUGGAGGCUCUUUGACGGAUGUGGUGACAGAAACCUGUAUGGAUGAAGGCCAGAUAGCAGCUGUGUGCCGGGAGUGUCUACAAGCUUUGGAGUUCCUACAUUCGAACCAGGUCAUUCACAGAGACAUCAAGAGUGACAAUAUUCUGCUGGGGAUGGACGGCUCCGUCAAGUUAACUGACUUUGGAUUCUGUGCACAGAUAACUCCAGAGCAGAGCAAGAGGAGCACCAUGGUGGGAACCCCUUACUGGAUGGCACCUGAAGUUGUGACACGCAAGGCCUAUGGACCCAAGGUUGACAUCUGGUCCCUAGGUAUCAUGGCAAUUGAAAUGAUUGAGGGGGAGCCCCCGUACCUCAACGAAAACCCUUUGAGAGCCUUGUACCUCAUUGCCACCAAUGGCACCCCAGAGCUUCAGAACCCGGAGAAGCUGUCCGCUAUUUUCCGGGACUUUCUGAACCGCUGUCUUGAGAUGGAUGUGGAGAAGAGAGGUUCGGCUAAAGAGCUGCUGCAGCACCAGUUUCUGAAGAUUGCCAAGCCCCUCUCCAGCCUCACCCCACUGAUUGCUGCAGCCAAGGAGGCCACCAAGAACAGCCACUGAACCACGUCCACCCCAGCGUCAUCGUGCCAAGCCUUCUAGGGAAGAAACACUCGUUUCAGGAACUCUGACCCUCGUGUCCUCCCCCUCCCUCCCCCGUUGCCUCGCUUCUCCCAUUUCCUGAUCUAGUGCUCUCAUGACUUUGACCUUGGACACCGUGUGUGUAGCACUGAAGAGAACUGCAGCUGGGUGACCGGCUAAUCCAGCAAUGGCCAUUUCUAAACAGGACUUCCCUUCCAAUUUAUGGGCGUGCGGGAGGUGACUUAUGAGCAGGGGUUUACCUAAUAAACCUGUUUCUACGAAACAGAAAUUUCAACCAUCCCAUUCCUCGCCCCUCACAAUCAGUUCUUGGCUGUAUAAAUUUAUGGUUUGAUAGCGUUAUCAAUUUGCGAUCAGUCGAAAUUUCUUUAGCACCUUCUUUCUGUGACCAAAUUGCCCAAACACCUCGUUGUAUUGGAAAGCCAUAACAGCUUUGGAAAUGCCGUGGGGCCUGAUGUUCUGCCAGGGACGUGAACCGUGACAUUGGUUCAGCCGACCCCGACAUGGGAGAGCUACCGUGUUUUUCUUUGUGUGUGCUUCUAGCAGCUGUUCGGGAGAACCUUGGCGCAAUAGUGUCCCCUGUGCUAUUUCUAGUAAAGUGGUCUUAGCUCUGUAGCAGCUUUUGAUUCCCUGCAUCCCCUAGGCCGCUGCCUGCAUUCUGUUAUGAAUCUUAUUUAUAGCAUCGAGAGAUUUCCUGGAGCACAAGUCGAGCGAGAGCAUCGUGAGAAGGCAGAGGGACAGCACAGCUACUUUUAGGGCAUGGCUGGGCUUCAGCACCUGUCCAGCUAGACCCGUGCGCUAUUUCAAGGUCUCAGCCUCCGUUUCUACCUGGGAUAGGGAGCUGAAAGACGAAACUCAGAUCUUUUGGUAGCUUCACUAUUUCGGUCGAAAGAAAAGGUCUCUAAAUCUGAGAUGUUGUGCUCUUGGCGAUAAAGGGACCCUCUUUUUAAAUGCAUGACCAAGCUCUCUGCAAACGGACAUGCUUACUCUUGGGUGUUGGGGAUAUUUGCUACCUCCCGCUUCCUUUGUGGAUUUGGUUCUCCCACUGUGGUAGGAUGCUUGGCCAGCAUUGUGGCUUGUCGUGUCAGCCCUGCUGACGACUUUGUCCUGCUCAGAGGUGCGCCUGCCUCAGCAGCACACGUUUCUGUUUCCUUCAAUAAAAGGAAAUGA
Chionomys nivalis (European snow vole) is the source of this 3229-nucleotide messenger RNA. RefSeq names its product p21 (RAC1) activated kinase 1 (gene Pak1). The transcript has 15 exons. Gene Ontology annotation, biological process: regulation of axonogenesis; regulation of actin cytoskeleton organization; protein phosphorylation. Gene Ontology annotation, cellular component: cytoplasm. Gene Ontology annotation, molecular function: ATP binding; protein serine/threonine kinase activity. Lineage: Eukaryota; Metazoa; Chordata; Mammalia; Rodentia; Cricetidae. The record is from RefSeq and is a predicted model, not a curated record. The coding region runs from base 389 to 2023 and encodes 544 amino acids.